GGGACGCUGCACGCUGGUCUCUCGUUGGAUCGAUAGCGUGUGGAGCAGCGCUGCUGAUGGUGGGCGGUCGGAUGCUCAGGUUGCCCACCGACUUCCAACAUAAGAUGGUUACGAGCUUCACGCUGUGACCCUUCAGAGUUCCACCUAGUUCUAGACAAAGUGGAACUGGAGCCGGAAGCCGGGCUUGCAGCAGGAUCGCAGAGUUGCCGUGGCCAUGCUGUCCGGAAUACGCGGGGCCAUGAGGCCGUGCGUGACUGCCGCCGCCCGCUGGGUCCACACCAAGGAGAAGGGCAAGCCGCUCAUGCUCAACCCUCGGACAAACAAGGGCAUGGCAUUCACCCUGCAGGAGAGACAGAUCUUGGGGCUUCAAGGCUUACUGCCGCCCAAGAUAGAGACCCAGGACAUCCAGGCGCUGAGAUUCAAACGCAACCUGGAGAAGAUGACGGAUCCGCUGGAGAUGUACAUCUACCUGAUGGGGAUCCAGGAGAGGAACGAGCGUCUGUUUUACCGCGUGCUCAUGGAGGACAUCGAGCGGCUCAUGCCCAUCGUCUACACCCCCACGGUGGGGCUGGCCUGCACUCGGUACGGCCACAUCUUCCGGCGGCCCAAGGGCCUAUUCGUAUCCAUCCUGGACAGAGGACACAUACGGUCUAUCUUGGACAACUGGCCCGAAACCAAUGUCAAGGCGGUGGUCGUGACGGACGGGGAGCGUAUCCUUGGCUUGGGGGACCUCGGUGUGUAUGGCAUGGGCAUCCCCGUGGGCAAGCUGUGCCUCUAUACAGCCUGCGCCGGGAUCAGGCCGGAGAGCUGCCUGCCUGUGUGCAUCGACGUGGGAACUGACAAUGAGAUGCUGCUGAAGGACCCCUUCUACAUGGGUCUGUACCAGAAGAGGGAUCGCUCCCAGCUCUACGACGACCUCAUUGAUGAGUUCAUGGAGGCUGUCGUGGAGAAGUACGGCCAAGACACGCUGAUUCAGUUUGAGGACUUCGGGAACCACAACGCCUUCCGGUUCCUGAGGAAAUACCGGGAGAAGUACUGCACUUUCAACGAUGACAUCCAGGGCACUGCAUCGGUCGCUCUGGCUGGGCUGCUGGCUGCUCAGAGGGUCAUCGGGAAACCCAUCACUGAACACAAGGUGCUCUUCCUGGGCGCUGGAGAGGCUGCUCUGGGUAUCGCCAACCUGAUCGUCAUGGCUAUGAUGGAGGCUGGUGUGUCACAGGCGGAGGCGAGGAAGAAGAUCUGGAUGUUUGACAAGUACGGACUUCUGAUGCAGGGUCGAGCACAGGCGAUAGAUAGUAACCAGGAGGUGUUUGCUCACCCGAGCCCAGGAGAUGUUCAGAGCUUCCUGGACGCAGUGAAUACCAUAAGACCAACCGCUAUCAUUGGCGUGGCUGGAGCCGGACCGCUCUUCACCAGAGACGUCCUCGCCGCCAUGGGGACCCUGAAUGAACGCCCCAUCAUCUUUGCCCUGAGCAACCCCACGACCAAAGCCGAGUGCACAGCUGAAGAUGCUUACAGCCUCACACAGGGGCGGUGUCUUUUCGCCAGUGGAAGCCCGUUUGCACCUGUGACUCUGAGCGAUGGCCGUGUGCUCACACCUGGGCAAGGAAACAAUGCUUACAUAUUCCCUGGUGUGGCCUUGGCAGUGAUCCUUAGUGGGGUGCGACACAUCAGUGACACCAUCUUCCUGCAAGCUGCCAAGGCUCUGGCUGAGCAGCUGACCGAUGAGGAGAUGGGUCAGGGUCGACUGUACCCACCCUUGUCCAACAUCCGAGAAGUAUCUAUCCGAAUAGCAGUCAAGGUUGUGGAGUACGUCUACGCCAGUGGGAUGGCCUUCCACUACCCUGAGCCACUGGACAAGGAUUGCUUUGUCAGGGCUUCUGUGUGGAACACCCAGUAUGACUCCUUCCUUCCUGAGAUCUACGAGUGGCCAGGCACCUCCCACCUUCCCCCUAAAAUAGAGUAGAGGACCUGAAGGAGACAGAGGGAGGGUGUCGGUGGCUUGGCAGGAAGAGGAUGGAAACAAUGGCCUCCACCACUCCUGCAGUCCAGCUUGUUCUGGGCUCUUAGUUUCUCUGUGCUCCUGAGCACCUGUCCAUGUUAAAAGUUUUGAACACUCCACAUGUGUGUUUUAGAAAACUUCCUUCUUGACAUGUGGGUUUUUAAAAAGCACUGCACUGUAAUGAUGCCUGUAGAGCCCUUUUUUCUAAGGUACACAGUGUUGUCUUGUCCUACAGCAGGGAACUGCAGUCCAUGAAGGGCACCAAGACAGCUUGUAGUCCUUGAACUGAAGGUCCCCACAUGUCCAGCAGUGAAGUUCCAUUUCUGUACGUGUCCUCAGCCCAGUUUUGUUCUUUGUGUUCAGAAAAUUUAGUUAUUAAAUUGACAUUUGAAGGGCUGACCUCUGUUUUAUGUAUCUAGAAUUCAGUUGCUUGUCCUAUUGGUUGUGUUGUAAUUAAAGUAUUACAACAUUGAAAAA
Scleropages formosus (Asian bonytongue) is the source of this 2479-nucleotide messenger RNA. RefSeq names its product malic enzyme 2, NAD(+)-dependent, mitochondrial (gene me2). Gene Ontology annotation, cellular component: mitochondrion. The record is from RefSeq and is a predicted model, not a curated record. Bases 215 to 1966 code for a protein of 583 amino acids. Gene Ontology annotation, molecular function: NAD binding; malate dehydrogenase (decarboxylating) (NADP+) activity. NCBI's taxonomy places the organism in Eukaryota, Metazoa, Chordata, Actinopteri, Osteoglossiformes, Osteoglossidae. The transcript has 16 exons. Gene Ontology annotation, biological process: malate metabolic process; pyruvate metabolic process.